Messenger RNA from Miniopterus natalensis, 948 nucleotides. It is a transcript of the gene ALKAL2, whose product is annotated as ALK and LTK ligand 2. Gene Ontology annotation, molecular function: receptor signaling protein tyrosine kinase activator activity; receptor tyrosine kinase binding. Gene Ontology annotation, biological process: positive regulation of ERK1 and ERK2 cascade; positive regulation of ERK5 cascade. Lineage: Eukaryota; Metazoa; Chordata; Mammalia; Chiroptera; Miniopteridae. The record is from RefSeq and is a predicted model, not a curated record.
CUGCUGCGGCUCAUCCUGGAGAUCGUCCAGGAGCUGAAGAAGUACCACGCGGGGGAGUCCAAGCGGCCGCAGCCCCUGGGGCCGCAGGACGCCGCUCCGGGCCGCAGGGAGGCCGCGGACUACGGGCUGGACCCCGAGGAGCAGCGCGCGGAAAUCGUUCCUCGAGAUCUGAGGAUGAAGGACAAGUUUCUAAAGCAUCUGACAGGUCCUCUUUACUUCAGUCCAAAGUGCAGCAAACACUUCCACCGACUUUACCACAACACCCGCGACUGCACGGUCCCGGCAUACUAUAAGCGGUGUGCCAGGCUGCUGACCCGGCUGGCUGUGAGCCCCGUGUGCAUGGACGGGUGAGCAAGUGACUCUGGCGGAGACCCUGAGAAGUGCCUUGGAAACCAACAGGGAAAACAGACCUACUACCCUCAUGAACACCCCCCGUGAACAAGAGAUUUAUUUUUGCAGACUUCCGUACUCCUUGAAUUUCUGUUGUUGACACGGUCUGCAGACACGUGUCAAUAAGUGCACCUGAAGGCAAGCCUGCCACUCUCUGCUUUAGGAACAAGGAAGCUCCAUGCUGGCCAGGUGACACUAUGGAAGGCGGAGGCCUCUCCCUCUCCUGAUCAAGUGAAAUCACAGAGUAUUUCCUUAGAAACAUAUGCAGAUUUGAAACUAUAUUUUCAUAUGGCACAUGGUAUGAUUUAGUAUUUUAUUACUUUUACGGUUAAAUUCCCAGAGUAGUAUUUGGAACUGCAUGAAAAGUUUUUAACAAGAAGGUAAACCUCGGCCGUGUUUAGGAGACAGUGGGUGUAAGCCGUGAGCACCCCGAGGCUCAUUCACCUGUCCUUUAUGUAAUAAAUGUACAACAGUGUCAGCAUCCUGUGCAAUAUGUAAAUACUGUAAAUAAGACAAGUAAUAAAGUGUUUGUUAUAAUAAAACCCUAAGUGAACUUUA